This is a messenger RNA of Phaeodactylum tricornutum CCAP 1055/1, 432 nucleotides long. RefSeq lists its product with no specific name. NCBI's taxonomy places the organism in Eukaryota, Bacillariophyta, Bacillariophyceae, Surirellales, Neidiaceae. Gene Ontology annotation, biological process: phosphatidic acid biosynthetic process. Gene Ontology annotation, molecular function: 1-acylglycerol-3-phosphate O-acyltransferase activity. The annotation marks the transcript as partial. The transcript has a single exon. Gene Ontology annotation, cellular component: membrane. The record is from RefSeq and is a predicted model, not a curated record.
CCCGCCAUGUUUGUGGCCAAUCACAAUUCCUGGAUGGAUAUACCCUACCUGGGCUCCACGAUUGGCUGGAGAAACUACAAAAUCAUUGCAAAAAAAGAACUCAGUAAGGUCCCGGCCCUCGGCAAAGCUAUUUACCUCGGUGGGCACGUCAUGGUGGAUCGUACGGACCGCAAGUCGCAGCUCAAAACUUUGAAAACUGGUAUUCAAUAUCUCAAAGACGGUGUCCAUCUAUGCACCUUUCCCGAAGGCACUCGCUCUCGUACCGGCAAGGUUCUCCCCUUUAAGAAUGGGGCUUUCAAAAUGGCCUACAAGGCUGGUGCUCCCAUCAUCCCGUUGUCCAUUGUCGGCGCCAACAAGAUGAUGCCGGCACACUGGAUGUUUCCCUUCCGAUCAGGCCACGGCAUCACCAAAGUCAUCGUCCACGAUCCGAUU